ACGACCUCGGAACUGCUCCGUUUCCUUCUCGCGCGUCUAGUCGGUCGCGACUCCCUGAGCUUUUUUUGAAUGUUGUUGUUUCCCUCAAAGGACACUUAGUUUGUGUAGUGAGAAGGAUUUGUAUUGCAAUGGAGAGCUAUUUUUAGAUUAUACACUGAAUGGAGUGAAAUGUAAACUGAUGCAUAAAAUUAAAGAAAAAUGUUUUUUCACGAACAUGUGGUACAGGAUCCACAAUUUUAGAUAUGAAAAUAAAACGGAAAAUAAAAAAUAACAGGACAUAAUAAUUUUGCAUAACAACAAAGAAUAAAAAAAUAAAUAAAUAAAAAAAAGAGAGAUAGAAAACUGGAAAAAAAUAAAAAAACAAAGAACAAGCAAUGUUUAACAAAAUAAUAAAACAGAAAAUGCACGACUUAGUGUAGUGUGUCCCCAGGACCCAUUUAGUGGAAGAUCAGACGAGAGUGGCCGGAGAGUCGUGAGAGCAAUGUGCCGGCCUCCUCGACUUCACCAUUUCUGCUGGUUCCUCUUGGUCCUGCUGAUACAAGGGCCUCCUUCAGGACACGUGUCUGCGAGCCCUUUUCCUGGCUGGAAGGACGAGACCGACUGGAAAAAGGAGCAGGAGCGAGGCGGCGCCCCACGCAGGGGUCCCCAGCUGCUCCCCGGCCUCCCGACCAACAUCUCGGUGACUGCAGGGCGCCUGGCUACCCUCCCCUGCCGCGUGGCCAACCUCAAGGGAAGGGCCGUAUCAUGGAUUCGACAAGAGGAUCUGAUGGUUUUGGCCACGAACGAGAUCACGUUCACCACAGAUGAACGAUUCAAGGUGCGGGCGUGGCGCACAGGAGGCGUGUGGGCGUGGGACUUGCAGAUCGAGGAAGCAACACUGAACGACGCAGGAAUUUAUGAAUGCCAAGUUAACACGCGGCCGAAAGUGUCUCAUCCGGUGUAUCUCGACGUGCAAUUGGGAGGCGCGGUGAUCGCAGGGCCGCCGGAGGUGUACGUGGAGGCGGGGUCACGAUUGCUGCUGACCUGCUGGGUGCAGGCUCCCCCACGCCCCCCCGGCCCCAUCACGUGGCUACACAACACGACGCCCAUCCAUGCUGAAGGAAGCAGGGGCGGAGUGAGCUUGCACGUGGCACAGGAGGGCGCCAAGGCCAGUGCCAGGCUCUCCCUCACCAGCGUCACGCCAAAGGACGCCGGAAAUUACACCUGCCAACCCGAGGGGCUUGACCCAGCGCACGUAUCCGUCUUCGUUCUGCAAGACGAGGAGCCACGCGCCAUGCACCACGACGCAAGCACUCCUUCCUCGAGGAUCAACACCAAGCUCCUUAUUCUAGGCAUCUUCAUUAUCCUUCUUACUCACACGGACAGAUGAUAAUACACUCCUGGGACAAGAUAGGUUGAGGCUCUUGGAGGAGACUGUCGCUUCUCCUCUUGUUGAUGUGAUGUUUGGCCUGUAACGGAGUGGACUGAUGUGAAGUCAAAAUACAAGAGGAUAAGUCAAAUUACAGGCUCA
Molecule: messenger RNA, 1510 nt
Organism: Penaeus chinensis
Lineage: Eukaryota; Metazoa; Arthropoda; Malacostraca; Decapoda; Penaeidae
Product: hemicentin-1-like
Exons: 8
Coding region: 482-1369 (295 amino acids)
Biological process (GO): synapse organization
Cellular component (GO): neuron projection membrane
Source: RefSeq, a predicted model, not a curated record